Molecule: messenger RNA, 1124 nt
Organism: Xenia sp. Carnegie-2017
Lineage: Eukaryota; Metazoa; Cnidaria; Anthozoa; Malacalcyonacea; Xeniidae
Product: NIF3-like protein 1
Exons: 3
Coding region: 125-1099 (324 amino acids)
Cellular component (GO): mitochondrion; cytoplasm
Source: RefSeq, a predicted model, not a curated record
GGCCGUGCGCAGGAAACAGAAAUUAAUUUUGAGAUGAAUUUGAAGAUAUGCUUGUGAUGUAUCAUUGAAAUUAAGGCUGUUUUCUUAGAUAUACUGGCAAAUACUACUUUUGGUGGAAAGGUUAAUGAACUCAUGGUGCAUGACGGUUUUAUGUUCCAUGUUCUACAAAUCAAGCCUUAAAGAUUUAAUGAAUCUACAAAGAAAUUGGAAAGCCUCCUAUGUAACAACAAUAUUUCUCAAAAAUGGUAGGAAAUAUAGCACUACAAAAAGAGGAAUGGAACUAGCAGAAAUUGUUGAAAGACUUGAAAAGCAUGCCCCUUUGUCAUUGGCCGAGAAAUGGGACAAUGUUGGACUUCUUGUGGAGCCAUCAAAUAGCAGUCACAUGGUCAGCAGAAUCCUUUUAACCAAUGAUGUGACAGAAGUAAUAAUAGAUGAUGCCCUUGAUAAGAAAAUUGAUAUGAUUUUGUCUUAUCACCCACCAAUAUUUAACCCUUUGAAAAGGUUAACUAGAGCAUCAUGGAAAGAACGCAUCGUUGUGAAGGCAAUUGAAAAUAAAAUUGCAAUAUAUUCUCCACAUACAGUUUUUGACGUGAUGAGAGAUGGUGUAAAUGACUGGUUGGCCAGUGGCUUGGGAAAAGGAAGUGUAAAGCCACUGAAGUGCCUAACAAUUGAUGACUCUACAGCAAUUAAUAAUUGGUACAUGAAAGGUGCUGGCAUUGGCCGCUUGUGCAGUUUAGAAGAUACAGUAUUUGUAGAUGAGAUUCUUCAGAGAAUUAAGAACUUUUUGAAAUUGGACAGUAUUCGUUUUGCAAGAUCAGUGUCUGCUAAUCAGUACAUAAAAACUGUUGCUAUUUGUGCUGGAUCAGGCGGCAGCGUGCUGAAAGGCGUUAAAGCGGAUAUGUUUUUAACUGGUGAGAUGUCUCAUCAUGAUUUGUUGGAUGCAGUUUCAAAUGGAACACAUGUGGUCUUGGGUGAGCACAGCAACACAGAACGUGGAUUUCUUAAAGAAAAGUUUUCCAAGUAUCUUUGUCAAUUACUUGAUUCGAAAGUAACAAUUUUAAAUUCGUGUAACGAUAAUGAUCCUAUUAGUAUAAUUUAAAUGAAGAAGUUUGAAGUGAGUUCAA